AUGGUGAGCAUAAAACUGAGUGACCCUUCGCGUGGGUUUUGUGGGGGCGCUUUAAUCUCCAAUCAGUACGUACUGACAGCAGCCCAUUGUUUCUGGGAAGACGGGGAGAGGAUAGAAAAAGUUGGCGACAUUGCCGUAACGGUUGGCGCCCACUACCUACGAGCCACUGAACCCGAGGCCAGGGAUCACGAAGUGGCGGAAAUACGAAUACCCAGAAACUUCACCAAAGCCUCAAACGGUUUCGAUAUAGCGGUACUUAAACUGAAAACUAAGGUCAAGUUUAGCCGACGCGUACGUCCUAUAUGUCUGCCCCCGGAUAACAGCGCCGACGACUACGCUGGUCAGGUGGCUAUGGUGUCCGGUUGGGGUCAUACGGUUCAGGGAGGGGUGGAUAGUCCUGUACUUAUGGAGGUACCGGUGCUCGUAUGGAAGAACAAAGACUGUUAUAAUAGUUAUAUGAAUACAACAACGAUUACAUCCAAUAUGCUAUGCGCUGGUUAUAGGAAGGGUAGAAGGGAUUCGUGUCAUAAUGAUUCCGGUGGUCCCCUGAUGUUGAGGUCUAAUAGAACUGGUAGGUGGGUGCUCAUUGGUGUGGUGUCGUGGGGUGAAGGGUGUGCCCAACCAAAUUAUCCCGGGGUUUACACCAGGCUCAGCGAGUAUAUUAAAUGGAUUCGUAAGCUUAUCACUCAAUCGACAAGGUUAUUGAGCACUUUGUCAACUGUUCCUGAUACUGCAAUCACAACUGCCCCUACUACCAACACAACCACAUCUCACCAUGUUAAUAUAACUACAAUCACCACCACUACUGACAACCCUAAUGAUUGGUGGAAUAGUCAACCCUUAACCGAAAUAUGUGGUCGUGAAUCAAACCUUAAUCGUGUAGUAGGGGGACGGGAGACAAGAAAUGGUGCGCAUCCCUGGAUGGUAGUCAUAAAAAGGAAGGGCAGUUCGAAUUGGUUUUGUGGCGGCACCUUAAUCUCUAAUCAGUACGUACUGACAGCAGCCCAUUGUUUCUGGGAAGACGGGAAGUUGACCGAAAAGGCAGGCAACAUUGCCGUAACGGUGGGCGCCCAUGACCUACGAGCCACUGAACCCGAGGCCAGGGAUAACGAAGUGGAGGCCAUAGGAAUACCUAACGACUAUACUAGUUCUCUCCAUGGCUUGGAUAUAGCGGUACUCAAACUGAAAACUAGGGUCAAGUUUAGUGGACGCGUACGUCCUAUAUGUCUGCCCCGACAUAACAGCACCGACGACUACGCGGGUCGAGUGGCUAUGUUGGCCGGUUGGGGUCUUACGAAAUACCCCGGAACGGUUAGCCCCGUACUUCAGGAGCUGUCUGUCCACGUGUUGGGUUACCAAAAGUGUGAUGCGAUUUGGAAUGAUUAUGAUUUCAAACUCAAGUCGGAUAUGAUAUGCACCGGUGGUUAUAAGGCUGGCGGUAAGGGUGUGUGUAGAGGUGAUUCCGGUGGGCCUGUCAUGUUAAAGUCUAAAAGCACUAAUAGGUGGGUGCAGAUUGGGGUGGUAUCGUGGGGUCCCAAGAAUUGUACCAAAGCCGGACUUCCUGAUGUGAACACCCGGGUCAGCGAGCAUAUCAACUGGAUUUGUAAACAAAUUUAUUGA
This is a messenger RNA of Oppiella nova, 1620 nucleotides long. The record is from the annotation of a GenBank genome assembly. NCBI's taxonomy places the organism in Eukaryota, Metazoa, Arthropoda, Arachnida, Sarcoptiformes, Oppiidae.